AAUCCAAGGGUGUGGCUCGUAGUUGAUGUUGCAAGCUAAAGCUAGCUGCACUCUCUCUACGGUUGUGGCUGCCUCGCGACUGUCGCUGCUCAGCUUGAGGAAACGUUAUCUGUGUGUAGUGUGUAUUUGGAGGCCAAGAGAAGCGCCCAAAGAAUAGAAGUCUUCGUUCUAUCGUGACAGCGAUCAUUACGGCUAACGAUCAUUCGACUGUGAAAACAGUGUAUAGGUCAUGGCAAACAGUGGCGACAAAAGUGACUUGGACAAAGUCAGGGCCGAGCUCAUCUGCAGCAUCUGUCUAGAUCUCCUCUGUGAGCCAAAGAAACUCAACUGCGACCACUCCUUCUGCCAAAAGUGCCUGGAAAUCCAAAAGUCACCUCGACAAACGCCAGACCUACCAGAUCCCGCAGAUGGCUCAGGAACAGAAGAAAAGAGCAUGAUAGUGUGUGCCUGUUGUCGCGAGGAGACAGAGCUGCCAGGGAAUGGGGUGGAGGGACUCAAGACCAACUUCAAGCUGAAGAAUCUGGUGGAGAUCCUCAGCUCCCAAGAGAAGGAGAAGACGGUGCAAGACCUUGGUAAGGGCCACUACCGCAGAUUCAACCAGGCUGUCCCCAAGUGCACAUUGGAGGGGCACGACAGCGAAUAUUGUGUGUUUUUCUGCAAAUCGUGCAACGAGCUCUUCUGCCGGUUCUGCAUCCCAGCCCACAAGGACAAGCAGCACGAAUGGGACAACUAUGACUCUGUCUUGUCCCAGUACAAGGAGGAGCUUCGUGGGUCCAUUCAGCCUGCAUACGAGGCCGCACAGAGCGCCUGUGACGCAGUGCAGGAGCUUGAAAACGACAUGGAAGCUGUGACAGAAAACACCGACUCAGUCAAAGGCAGAAUUCGAGAGUACUUCAGCACAUUGGCCUCAGAGCUGCACCACAGGGAACAGACUCUCGUGAAUAUGGCCGAUUGCUACGCGGAAGUAAAAAUGGAGUCUCUUCAAAAGCUCCACAACCAACUACAGAAAGGGCAGACCUCCCUAGUACAAAAUAUAAAACGAAUCGAACAACAGAUGCAGGAAGACAGUGUGGACCUCCUGACUGGGAAGGAGAGUGUCAAGGCCAAGAUGGUGCUCCAUCGCAACACAAUCCGCAGGGGACUCCCCCGGACGGACGACAUCGACACAUUUAUCGAACUCAAGACUGAGUCACAGGUUCCGAUUGCGACUCUCGGACACUUAGUCUUCUGCCAGAGAAACCCACGAACAGGGCUUGUGUCUACCGUCCGAAAAUUCGUUGAGACAAACGACAUGAAACAUAUCCACCUUGACCUGGCCCGUCCUAUGGAUGAGGCGAGGGGUAUGCCGCAGUACAUACAGUUCAAGUACAGAGAGGAACCACAGUCGGUGGAAGACGAAACUUACGAAGACCUUGCGCCUGCAUUGCCAGCGAUGCCUGGUGAAGGCCUACUACCACCUCAAUACAUAAGAUGCUCAAUGCCACUACCACCUGCCCCUUUCGAGGAGAGCGAAAACCCACAGGAGGAAAAUGCAUAUGCACAAGUGGAUGGCGCAGAUGUAAAGAGGGUUGGUAAAAGGCGAGCAAAAACGCUUGGUGGUACAGAAGAGGAUCCUUACGACACCAUACCAGCGUACAAGGGUUCUUUCGACACUGCCAACAUCCUUCCGUAGGAGUCUGUACAGUCUAAGGAGCAAGCCCGAGCUUUUGGAGCCAGAGAGCGUCAUUGAGCUACGCAAUGCCGAUGCGCACGUGUCUGGCAUCAUUUGCACACACAGAUACAGAAAUAUUGUGGUGACAGACGCCAACAACAAGUGCAUACAGAUCCUGGGAGACGAAAGAGAAAUCAUACACACCAUUGGAGCUCCAGAGUUUAUUUUCGCCAAGCCAGUGGCUCUUGCAACUGACAGUGGGAAUCACCUUUAUGUGCUCGAUCAGGAACGCAAGAUGUUCCACAAGUUCCGUCUCAACGGUGACUGCUUGUUCUCCUUCCCAACCAAGCCUCGGAAGACCCCAGAGAAGCCUUGGGACAUUGCAGUCUCUCCUAAUGAUAACACGAUCUACAUCUCUGACUGGAGCAGGAGACGAGUCUACGUCUACAAUGGCCAGAAUGGGAAGAAGAUCCGGUCGAUCAAGGGCUGCUACAGGAGAGGGAAAAAAGACGAGUUUGUGGAGUUUUCACGACCUGCUGGAAUUACAUUUGAUUUAGGGGGCCGACUCAUGAUCGCCGAUCGGGGAGAGAGGUGCGUGUGGUGCAUCAACACCGAGGGAGACGAGCUUAUCAAGACAAUCGGAGACGGUCACAUCCAAGACCCGUACGGCAUUGCGGUGGCAAAGGACGGGAAGAUUGUGGUGUCAGAAAGUGAAUCAGACUGUGUCUCAGUGUUUGGAGACGACGGAGAGCUCCUGCACUAUUUCGGAGGGACAGGGACAGAGGAGGGCCAGCUAUGUCGACCAAACCAUGUCUUUGUUGACUCCAACAUGAAGAUUUAUGUUGCCGACACACAGAACAAGCGUGUGCAGAUAUUUUCACUGCCAGAGGAGGGCCUUUAUCAGAACUAAUGCCAGCUCCAACCACAGAUUAAAAGGCAUACUAGUGAACCACGACUAUCAUAAUUUGUAUAUCUUGUACUGUUUUUGUUCCAUAACUGACUGAGAUUAACAAUUAAAAGGGA
Geodia barretti is the source of this 2674-nucleotide messenger RNA. NCBI's taxonomy places the organism in Eukaryota, Metazoa, Porifera, Demospongiae, Tetractinellida, Geodiidae. The record is from the annotation of a GenBank genome assembly.